CCGGCCCCAGCGCUUGCGGGUCCCCGCGGGGCGAUGGGUUGAUGGGCUUGGGGGGACGCAGGAUGCGGAGGGCGUCCGCGAGCCUCCCGCUGCCGCUGCUGCUGUGGCUGCUCCUGGCGCCCGAGGCUGGGGGUGCUCCCGGCUGCCCCGUCCCCAUCCGCAGUUGCAAGUGCUCUGGGGAGCGGCCCAAGGGACUGGGCAGCGGCGCCCCCAACCUGGCGCGCAGAAGGGUGGUGUGCGGUGGCGGAGACCUCCCGGAGCCUCCCGAGCCCAGCCUGCUGCCCAACGGCACCGUUACCCUGCUCUUGAGUAACAACAAGAUCACUGUGCUCCGCAAUGGCUCCUUCCUGGGACUGUCUCUCCUGGAAAAGCUGGACCUGAGGAACAAUGUCAUCAGUAUGGUGCAGCCUGGAGCCUUCUUAGGCCUGGGGGAACUGAAGCGCUUAGAUCUCUCCAACAACCGGAUUGGCUGUCUCACCUCCGAGACCUUCCUAGGCCUCCCCAGGCUUCUGAGACUAAAUAUAUCUGGAAACAUCUUCUCCAGUCUGCAACCUGGGGUCUUUGAUGAACUACCAGCCCUUAAAGUGGUGGACUUGGGCACUGAGUUCCUGACCUGUGACUGUCACCUGCGCUGGCUGCUUCCCUGGGCUCGGAAUCACUCCCUGCAGCUGUCAGAGCACACACUCUGUGCCUACCCCAGCUCCCUGCAUGCCCAGGCCCUGGGUAGCCUUCAGGAGUCCCAGCUGUGCUGUGAGGGGGCGCUGGAGCUGCACACACACCAUCUCAUUCCAUCGCUGCGACAAGUGGUGUUCCAAGGUGACCGGCUGCCCUUCCAGUGCUCUGCCAGCUACCUGGGCAAUGACACACGCAUUCGCUGGUACCACAAUCGGGCCCCAGUGGAGGGGGAUGAGCAGGCAGGCAUCGUCCUAGCCCAGAGCCUUAUCCAUGACUGCACCUUCAUCACCAGCGAGCUGACCUUGUCUCACAUCAGCGUCUGGGCCUCAGGAGAAUGGGAAUGCUUGGUGUCCACGGCCCAGGGCAACACCAGCAAGAAGGUGGAGAUUGUGGUGCUGGAGACCUCCGCCUCCUACUGCCCAGCUGAGCGUGUGGCCAACAACCGCGGGGACUUCAGGUGGCCUCGAACUCUAGCUGGUAUUACAGCCUACCAGUCCUGCCUACAGUAUCCCUUCACCUCAGUGCCCCUGAGUGGGGGUGCCCCAGGUACCCGAGCCUCUCGCCGGUGUGACCGAGCUGGCCGUUGGGAGCCAGGGGACUACUCCCAUUGUUUGUACACCAAUGACAUCACCCGAGUGCUCUACACCUUUGUGCUGAUGCCCAUCAAUGCCUCCAAUGCACUAACCCUGGCCCACCAACUGAGAGUAUACACAGCUGAGGCUGCCAGCUUUUCAGACAUGAUGGAUGUGGUCUAUGUGGCUCAGAUGAUUCAGAAAUUUUUGGGUUACGUAGACCAAAUCAAAGAGCUGGUGGAGGUGAUGGUGGACAUGGCCAGCAACCUGAUGCUGGUGGACGAGCACCUGCUCUGGCUGGCCCAGCGUGAAGACAAGGCCUGCAGUGGCAUUGUGGGUGCCCUGGAGCGCAUUGGGAGUGCUGCUCUCAGCCCCCAUGCUCAGCACAUCUCUGUGAACUCGAGAAAUGUGGCCCUAGAGGCCUACCUCAUCAAGCCACACAGCUAUGUGGGCCUGACCUGCACAGCCUUCCAAAGGAAGGAGGCAGGCAUGUCAGGCGUACAGCUGGGCAGCCCUGGCCAGAAUGCCCCACCUGAGCCUGAGCCCCCAGCUGACCAGCAGCUGCGCUUCCGCUGCACCACGGGGAGACCCAACAUUUCUCUGUCAUCUUUCCACAUCAAGAACAGUGUGGCUCUGGGUUCCAUCCAGCUGCCCCCCAGCCUAUUCUCAUCCCUUCCGGCUGCCCUGGCUCCCCCAGUUCCCCCAGACUGCACCCUGCAACUGCUUGUCUUCCGAAAUGGCCGCCUCUUCCGAAGCCAUGGCAACACCUCUCGCCCCGGAGCCACUGGGCCUGGCAAGAGGCGCGGAGUGGCCACACCUGUGAUCUUUGCAGGAACCAGUGGCUGUGGCGUGGGAAACCUGACAGAGCCAGUGGCUGUUUCACUGCGGCACUGGGCCGAGGGGGCUGACCCCAUGGCAGCCUGGUGGAGCCAGGAGGGGUCUGGGGGCUGGAGUUCUGAAGGCUGCCAGCUCCGCUCCAGCCAGCCCAAUGUCAGCUCCCUGCACUGCCAGCACUUGGGCAACAUGGCUGUGCUCAUGGAGCUGAAUGCUUUCCCCAGGGAAGCAGGGGGCUCUGGGGCCAGCCUGCAUCCUGUCGUUUAUCCCUGCACCGCCCUGCUGCUGCUCUGCCUCUUCUCCACCAUCAUCACCUACAUUCUCAACCACAGCUCCAUCCACGUGUCCCGGAAGGGCUGGCACAUGCUGCUGAACCUAUGUUUCCACAUGGCCAUGACCUCUGCUGUCUUUGCGGGGGGCAUCACACUUACCAACUACCAGAUGGUCUGCCAGGCGGUGGGCAUUACUCUGCACUACUCUUCCUUGUCCACACUGCUGUGGAUGGGGGUGAAGGCUCGAGUCCUGCACAAGGAGCUGACCUGGAGGGUACCUCCUCCGCAAGAAGGGGACUCCACCCUGCCUGCUCCCCGCCCCAUGCUCCGGUUUUAUUUGAUCGCUGGAGGAAUCCCACUCAUCAUCUGUGGCAUCACAGCUGCUGUCAAUAUCCACAACUACCGAGACCACAGUCCCUACUGCUGGCUGGUGUGGCGGCCGAGCCUGGGUGCCUUCUACAUCCCGGUGGCUUUGAUUCUGCUGAUCACCUGGAUCUACUUUCUGUGUGCUGGGCUGCACCUACGGGGUCCUCUGGCGCAGAGCCCGAAGGCGGGCAACAGCCGGCUCUCCUUGGAGCCGGGGGAGGAGCCGAGAGGUCCCACCAGGCUCAGGAGCAGCGGCGCCCUGCUGAGUGACUCGGGUUCCCUCCUGGCUGCGGGGAGUGCUGGAGUGGUGACUCCCGGGCCCCCAGAGGACGGCGACAGCCUCUAUUCCCCAGGGGUCCAGCUGGGGGCGCUGAUGACCACGCAUUUCCUGUACCUGGCUAUGUGGGCCUGCGGGGCCCUGGCCGUGUCCCAGCGCUGGCUGCCCCGCGUGGUGUGCAGCUGUCUGUACGGGGUGGCGGCCUCCGCGCUGGGUCUCUUCGUCUUCACGCAUCACUGUGCCAGGCGCAGGGACGUGAGGGCCUCCUGGCGCGCCUGCUGUCCCCCGGCCUCAGCCUCGGGCUCGCACGCCCCGGGCCGGGCCCUGCCCACCGCCCACGAGGACGGCUCCCCAGUGUUGGGGGACGGGCCGGCUUCCCUCAAGUCCUCCCCGAGCGGCAGCGGAGGCCCUACGCCGGCGCCGGGUCCCUGCAAACUCACCAACCUGCAGCUGGCCCAGAGUCAGGGGUGCGACGCGGGGCUGGCGGCCCGCGGCGCGGCGGAGCCGGAGCCCCCCGGCCCGCGGGGGAGCCUGGCUCCCCGACACCCCAACAACGUGCACCACGGGCGCCGCGCGCACAAGAGCCGGGCCAAGGGGCACCGCGCGGGGGAGGUCGGCGGCCGGAGCCGGCUGAAGGCCUUGCGCGCGGGCGCGGCGCCCGGGGCGCCCGAGCCGCCGUCCAGCGAGAGCAGCAGCCUGCGCCACAGUCCGUCCGACAGCGGCCCGGGCGGCAGCCUCCCGCUGGAGGCCGAGCCCAUGCUCACGCCGUCGGAGGGCAGCGACACGAGCGCGCCGCUCCCCGAGGCCGCGCGGCCGGGCCAGCGCCGCUGCGCCAGCCGCGACAACCUCCGGGGCGGCGCGCCCGACAAGGACAGCAAGCGCCGCUCGUACCCGCUCAACGGCGCCCCGAAGGGGGGCAAGUACGACGACCCCGGGGCCGCCGAGGCUGCCGGGGGCGGCUGCAUGAAGACCGGCCUCUGGAAGAGCGAGACCACCGUCUAGGGCAGGGUGGGCGGGCGACGCAGUGGGGCAGGCCGGCCGCUCCUCCGCGGCGCCGGCGGAGACGAGCGCCGUCCCGGUAAGGCACGGCGGAGGCCGCACCCCGCCCGCCCGCCACCGGCUGUGGGGCAGGGGCAGGGGCUGCCACGUGCCAGGCGCGCCGACCCGGAGGCAGCGACAGGCAAUCCAGAAACACGCAAGAUCCACAUCCGACCGCCAACUUCUCCGGUGUCCUCCCAAGGAGAGGAGAAGUCCUGACUGCGGAGUGGCCCACAAACAGAGCGGAAGAGCCAGCCCAGGCAGGGCGGACUCCUCCCUCAGUGCUCCCCGCACUCUGGUCCACACUGCCUUAAGGGGAGCCGGGACUGCCCUCUCUCCUUACGGUCCUGGCAGGUGAGCCAGGUGUCAGGCCCAGGGGAGUAACAGGUGCUGCUUUUCAGAUUAACCAUGCAAGGAGAGUGGGGUGGGGCGGCAAGAGAGGCAGCUCUGGAGAACUGGUCCUGUGGGAAGGGCGCAGUUAAGGGCACCACUCCCGGGAAGCGGGACAAAAACCUUCCUUGCAACUGAGAUGGGCCUCGCGACAAAGCCCAAACCCACACCUGAGAAGCUGCCGAGCCAGGUGCCUGACAAGCCGAAGGAGCUGGGACUUGGAUCUGGGCAGUACCUGAAAACAACAUUCUGGAAGAGUGGCUCUACCCUAAUGGCAGGUAGGGUUUGGAAAGGCACUUAAAUGCUCAAUUUUAAGAGCCAUCUGCCAUCUGGUCUCAGCCUCCCAACUCCCAAGGGACCAAGGAAGAGCACCUCCUUGCCUCCGUGAGGCCAUAUAGAAGCAACCCUAUAAUCUGAUCUAACUCCACUGUAGGGAGAAAACGUCAACAUGUCAAACCAGACUUCCAGCUCACAGAGCCCAAGCUAAGCCCUAGGCCAACAGCUAGGGUUCCUGCUGCUCACCAAGAGGCCUCUGUCUUCACUACUCUAAAACCCCAGCACCAACCAGUAUUUUUCCCUAUCUAAAAGCAAUCCCCAGACUUUCACUAUAGGGCUGCAUGGAAGUACAGGGAACCUUGGGCCUCUGAAGAGCAACGGGGAGCCCAAAUCUGGCCCGGGUCCCUCUCAAUCUUCAUGUCACCCUCACGUGGUCAGGUGGAAGAGAGCUGCAGGGAGGGGAGAAACCAUGUUCUUCGAGAUCAGCCCUGUUAUUUAUGCUUGCUGCACAGACGAUAUUAGAAGAAAAAAUGCUUUGUAUUAUUCUUCCACAUAUGCUGGCUGCUGUUUACAUACCCCGCCUAUGCCUUAGCACUGGAGAGCUUUUUGCAAUACGCUGGGGAAAGGGGAGGGAGGGAAUGAAAAGUGCCAAAGAAAACAUGUUUUUAAAAAGCUUGGGUUUUAUACAAUAGAAAUGUUUUCUAGAAGAUGCCUCUUGUUUUAAUAUAUUAAAGUUUUGCAAAGCCCUUUGA
Dipodomys spectabilis (banner-tailed kangaroo rat) is the source of this 5452-nucleotide messenger RNA. RefSeq names its product adhesion G protein-coupled receptor A2 (gene Adgra2). The record is from RefSeq and is a predicted model, not a curated record. Gene Ontology annotation, biological process: positive regulation of canonical Wnt signaling pathway; G protein-coupled receptor signaling pathway; sprouting angiogenesis. The transcript is spliced from 19 exons. The coding region runs from base 42 to 3998 and encodes 1318 amino acids. Gene Ontology annotation, molecular function: G protein-coupled receptor activity; protein binding. Gene Ontology annotation, cellular component: Wnt signalosome; plasma membrane. Lineage: Eukaryota; Metazoa; Chordata; Mammalia; Rodentia; Heteromyidae.